This is a messenger RNA of Trichomonas vaginalis G3, 2598 nucleotides long. Its product is annotated as tetratricopeptide repeat protein 37 family. Gene Ontology annotation, molecular function: protein binding. The coding region runs from base 1 to 2598 and encodes 865 amino acids. Gene Ontology annotation, cellular component: Ski complex. The record is from RefSeq and is a predicted model, not a curated record. The transcript has a single exon. NCBI's taxonomy places the organism in Eukaryota, Parabasalia, Trichomonadida, Trichomonadidae.
AUGUUUGAUCAGUGUUUAAAGUGCAUUGAGAAGCUUCCUGCAAAUGAUUUGUUUAGAUUACAAAUUGAAGCCCAAUUCGGGCCAAAUCCAAUUGAAUCUGCAACUAAACAUACAGAAAAAGGUGGUACACUAUUCAAAAAUUGGUUAGAAACCGUAAAUUCCAAAAAUUUAAUUUCAAUCAUGAGAGAAAUUCCAAAAAUUCCAAACUUUUUUGCCGGAUAUCGCCACUUCACAUCACUUGACAUUCCAAACGAAGUCAAAUUGUUAUGGGCGCAAGCAAUUGCAAAUAAUUUUCCGAAAUUCGAAGUUGCAUUAGAAUAUUCUAUUGAUUUAAUGGAACAGAUUGGAAAACAUAAUGAUGCUCUUGAAGUUAUCAAAAAAUUGGAUGAAAUUUCCCCAGGAAAAGCGAAGAUUAAGAAAUUUAAUGUUUAUAUGGCAUCAGGACAAACAGAUAAAGCCGUAGAACUUAAAGAUUCAAUGAAUGAUAUCAGUGGUGAGGACAAAUAUAAGCUAGAUCUUGAGAUUUGGAAGAAAACAAGAGAUGAUCAAAUUUUAUACAAAAUUCUUGACCUCGAAGACACGAAAGAACUGGCUGUUAUCAAGUCAAAAGCCGUCAACAUGCUUGGUCCGAAGCUCGAAAAAGACGUAGCAAUUCAAAAAUUUACAAAUUUGCUAAAACUCGACCAAGAAAACGGAAUUCUCUUUUAUCUUUUCGGUAAAUACAUGAUAAAUGUUGUAAAGGACACCCAAAAAGGUGAAUUUCUCCUUAAAAAGUCAAUUGAUUUAGGAUAUAAUUCGGAAGAUGGCUACGAUGUCUAUACAAAGGAUCUCAUAGCAAGUGGAGAACUCGAUAAAGCACUUGAGUACUGCAAACGAGCCAAAGCAAAGUGGUCUUCGUUCAGAAGAGGAUUAAUUUUCUUCAAACAACAAAAAUUCAGUGAAGCCGAGUCCGAAAUCCUUGACUACCUGAAAGAUAAAGACGAAAACGCCGAUGCCUGGGUAAUUUUGGGGUUCAUUUAUUUAUCACUCGGAAAAAUGAUGGCCUGCUCACAAGUGAUUGAGAAAUUGGAUAUAUUAGGUUCUAGAAACCAAGAAUUGGUCCAAAGAUUCGAAUUUUUCUAUGAAAAAUUAAUUCUGACAUUUCCUCUCAAAAUCGAACAAUUUGAAAUUGAGAGGACACCCUAUUUAUUCAAUAUUUAUUUGAAAUUGAUCAUAGGAAAAAUCAGAGAAUACAGAGUAUUCAACAGAAUUGAAUCAAUUUCAUUGUUUAUUGAGAAUACAAAUCCAUUCAUUGAAAUUUACUUGCAAAAAUGGGGACACUUAGCAACAGUCAUGAAAAUUGUUAGUGACUAUUACAUUGAAGUGUUCAAAACCACAAAAGACGCAUCAAUUCUUGAGAAUUGCCAAAAAUUAUUAAUGAAAAGAUGCGAAAACGACAGAAGAGGCGAAUCAUUCAUCGAUCUAGCACGAGUCAUGUCUCUUAGAGGUGCCGAUAACCACGCACUUGUUGUAUUACGUAGAGCUGUGAAAGCAUUUCCAGAUAAUCCGAAUGUUUGGCUCAGUCUGGCCAUUACCUUCAUAAACAACAACAGAUAUGACUUUGCAAUGCAUUGCCUCACAGCGGCUUCCAAGAUUUCUCAAGAAAAAGAGAAAUCAGUUGCAUUGUCAAUGAUUUCAGCUCUUUCUUACCUUCUUCUCGAUGACCACACAACUGCUACAAAGGCUGUUGAAGAGAGCUUGGUUCUUGACGAAAUGAACAAGUUCGGAUGGGAAAUGAAAGCAAUAAUGAACAAAGAAAAUCCUUUGAAUUUCUUAAAAUUGGCUUUUGAAUAUGGUUCUGAAAAAGUGACAAAUAAUUUGGCCGAUUACUCAUUAUUAAACAAUGAACUAAAUCAGUCACUUGGCUACGCAUUCCUCUCUAAUGACAAAGAAAAAAUUUCGUUGGCAUUAGAAAAUCAAGGAAAUUAUGAAAUGUCACUUUUGUUUACAACUAAAGAAAGUCAAAAACAUCAUUUAAGAGACUUAGAAAGUAAUGAUGAGAAAGAUGCAAGCAAAUACAUACAAAUGAAUAACAAAUAUGGAAAUUUGGGUGUUGCUUCUUGUUUGUUGAGCCAAGGAAGAAAAGAAGAUGCAAUUAAAGUAUUGAACAAAACAAUUGAUUUAUUUGACAGUAUUGAAAUCAAGGAUAUGCUAAUUAACAUGACAAAUCAGUUGUCACAGUCUUCUCAAAUGAAAUUUAAUCAAAAGAAUCCUUUGAACAUUUUGAGAAUUGAAUUACUGAAAUCUAAUGAUAAAUUGGAUACUUACUACCACGCUUUCUUAGAAGAUAAACAGAAUAUUGACUUUUUGAGAUUGUUUAUUACACAAUGUUUGAAUUCUGAAAGUAUUCCUAAAUACAUGGAAGCAGAUUUAGGUUUGGCAAUUUCAAACAUUGGAAAAGUUUCUGCAUCAAGAGAUUCCAUUUAUUUGCAAAUUAUUUAUUUCAUUAGAUACGGAAAGAAGGCUAAAGCUCGCCAUGCCAUCCAAACUCUUUCUGUUUUAUCUCCUACAAAAGCUAGAUCACUUCUCAAAUUGAUUCCGAAAUAUCAAUUAUAUUAA